CGGAGCGGGGUCGCGGGCCGCCAUGGCGCAGCAGCGGGUGCUGCCGCAAAGCAAGGAGACCCUGCUGCAGUCCUACAACAAGCGCCUCAAGGACGAUGUCAAGUCUAUCAUGGAUAACUUCACCGAAAUCAUCAAGACGGCUAAGAUUGAGGAUGAAACUCAAGUCUCUCGAGCAACCCAGGGUGAACAAGAUAACUAUGAGAUGCAUGUCAGAGCUGCAAACAUUGUCCGAGCUGGUGAGUCCCUGAUGAAACUUGUGUCUGACCUGAAGCAGUUCUUGAUCCUCAAUGAUUUCCCCUCUGUGAAUGAAGCUAUCAACCAGCGCAACCAGCAGCUGAGAAGCUUGCAGGAGGAAUGCGACAAGAAGUUGAUUGCACUACGAGAUGAGAUCUCCAUUGACCUGUACGAGCUAGAAGAAGAAUAUUACUCUUCCAGGCUUCUGUCUGAGUAUCCUUCUGGAGGAGCCUCUGUCUCUCUCCUUGGAGAGACUAGCUUGCUGAGCUGGGUCCUCAUGUUAGAUGAGAUAACCACGUCUUCGUCUUCCUGGUGAGUUCUUUCACAAGUGACCUGGUUACACAGUGUGCCUUUUCCCUUGUAGUCCACUGCCCCCAGCUGCCUGGAGUCCUGUUGGGGUGAGCAUUUGAAAUGAGCAAAAAAGACUUGCUCAGUUUCAUUGAAUUAUGAAGUAUUGUGAUAGGAUUUUUCUAUGGAAGACUUAUUACUGAUCUGUUUGUGGGAUUUUUAAUGUUUUUAAAAGACUCUUAGAAAACAGGCUUUAGAGAAUUCAGACACUUUAUUUUUUUAUUUUCUGUCAUGCACUCCAGCACUUCUAGUUGAUGAUGCAGUAAACGAAAGCAGGAGAAAACAAAUGAGAACCUGAUUAUUUUGGCUGCACUGUACAAGCUAAGUGAAGUCAGUGCAAUAAUGCUAUGACUUAUAAACAAAAACUUAACUUUUGAAAACCUUAUUUAGAAUUUUAAUGACCAGGUUUUCUAUUUUUGCUUUUCCCUCCUUUCUAAAAAUGCUGAAUGCCUAUAACCCCAGCUAAGUCAACUAAAACCCUAAUUACUCAAUAUCUUUGGAAGUUAGGCCAUUAUUUAUGGGUUAAUAUAUGUAUUUUAAGACUAAAAAGAUACUGAUAUGGCACAGCUUAGGAAUGGCUAUGACAUCAGAAGAAAACUUGAGGUAAAAGUUCAGAGUUGUUUUUCAAACUUGACUUAUUUUUUUGGGGCGGUGGCAAGGGAUCCUAGAAAUAUCUCAGAAAUGAAGAGUGAUGGUCGCAAACCCAAGCACCAGUCCAGGCCCUGAUAGGUCAGGGGUGUAUCCACUACAUAGGCUGCAUACAGCACAGCAGCGAGCUGUAUCCAAAGCGAUGCAGUGUGGGAUGAUAGUGCCUCACGUGUACCAGACAUGCUUCCCUCACACUGUCACCAGACUGCCACCACUGUGUGUCGGUAGCUUUAACUUCUGGGCUAAGGGGUUCUGACCGUGCUGGCAUGGUCUGUUCACCUGCCUGGCACCAGAUGCCAUAUAGAGCAACCCUUUGUAACAGAACUAACAUCUAAGCACAAACGUUGGCAUAUACCAAAUGGAUUUGCCUUCAUGCUCUUUCUUAGAAGAGUGGUCACGAGGUGAGGAAACUUUGCAACUCUACAGAGCUAUGAUCCCUCCACUGAAACCUGUUAUCAUGUAGCACUUAGUCGUUUGCUUUUAGCACUUACUCCUUUCCUGUGCUUUUUCUUGUCUUUUUCUGCACCAAAGAAAUUGUGUGUGUGUAAAUAUAGAAAUGGUGAUUUAUUCAAAGUCCUUUUAUAACUAGAGUACUAAGAUAUUUUUAAUGAAACCUUAUUGUCUAAUGUGGGGAAGAAGGGGUUCUGUUAUGUCACAUAGUCGUAGAGUGAUAAUCAUGUUUAAAUGGCUGUAAAUGCAAUAGCUGGUUUGCCCACAAACGGGCAUUCUGUGCUGUCCUGGGAGCCCAGCUGGGGUUGCCCCUCUGUACCAUCUGUUACUUUCUCAUGGGGCUUGAUCCCACAGGAUUUAUAAAGAGGCAUGCAGUCCCGUGAGGCCAGGACAUGGGUUCCAUACAGCCAUGCUGCCAAACUGCUCUCCCGUGCUCCAGUUUCCCUGAAGGUCACUGGUUAGUUUAUUUUAGGUCUUCCCUCCAGGGAAGGCUGUAGAAAAGAGCUCCCUGCAGCAGCACACCUCCAGCUGCUGCAGAGCUGAGAGCUGCCUGCCCUGUGCUGUGUAGCUUGUUUGGUACCUGUGCAGUGCUCCUGAUGGCUGUGAAAAAAACCUAUGGAAAGGAGUGUCUCCUACCCAGCAUUUGUCACUGCCAUUGUGCUAAGGGGACUUAGGAGGGAGCCCCUUGCCCACAGCGAGUAACUAAUAGGAUGCACCUCAGGUGUAGGGUCAGGUUUCAUUGCUAGGGUUUUCUUGUGUACGUGGGGGUUUUAAUGAGGCGACCUGAAAGCAGGUCCUUGAAACUAAAGCCAAGUAGAUUGUUCUGAAGGAAUCUUUGCUUUCAGACCCUGUCUUCAAGUAGUUUCCUAGAGCUGUUCCUCUGCACACAGACCUGGCUGCAUGCCCCAAAGGGGAGUAGUGAAGUCCCUUGCACUGAGAAACCCUCAAAGGACAGAGUAGCAGGUUGGGCAGUGCUGUUGUGGGCUGUGCAGUAGCUGCUUAUUCACCCUGACUUUUGAGGAGUGUUACGUGAGAGGCGAAGCUUAGACUUUUGGAACUGUUCUAACGGGAGCAGCAGGAGAAGCAGUUGUGCUUCUGACGCAGCUGAACUUUUCUUUGUAACUCCCCUGCCAAGAUGCAGUGGAUGCUGUGGCCAGAUUUUCCUUUGAAACCAUGGCCUGAGGUCUAAGACUGACAGAAAAGGACUCGUAGUUCUGGUUCAGUCCUGAAGGUCUUUGCUAAUUGAACCCAGCUUUGCUGUGUGUGGAGGACAGUAGGGAAGGGUGGUCUUCCACGGCAUUUUACGAAGGCCCCAGAUAUAAAGCCUGUGUUCACUGCCUUGUCAUUUCUACUGCAAAACCAGCUGGGUGAUGCUGCCAGAAAAGAGCUCAGAAGUAGAUGCUUGCAACUAGUGCUUUGUGUGCUUACUCCCCAAAGCGGUAACUCCAAGUCCAGCUUGCCUUUUCUCAUCCUAAACCCCAAACUUGCAUUUAUGUUCCAUUGCUCCCUCCUCUGAGAUCACAGGAGCUGUCUUGAGUGUGGGGUUAAAUCUCAACAUGUUUCAUGUUUGUGCAAUUUGAAGUGUCUCAUAUUUCUACACCUAAAUAUUUCCCUAAGCAUCUAUUCAAGUCCGUACAUUAAAAAUGUAAAUAAAGCUGCAACAACAAAAUUA
Molecule: messenger RNA, 3352 nt
Organism: Aquila chrysaetos chrysaetos
Lineage: Eukaryota; Metazoa; Chordata; Aves; Accipitriformes; Accipitridae
Gene: MED22
Product: mediator complex subunit 22
Exons: 4
Coding region: 23-550 (175 amino acids)
Biological process (GO): regulation of transcription by RNA polymerase II
Cellular component (GO): mediator complex
Molecular function (GO): transcription coregulator activity
Source: RefSeq, a predicted model, not a curated record